Molecule: messenger RNA, 4804 nt
Organism: Vigna radiata var. radiata (mung bean)
Lineage: Eukaryota; Viridiplantae; Streptophyta; Magnoliopsida; Fabales; Fabaceae
Product: pleiotropic drug resistance protein 2
Exons: 20
Coding region: 162-4550 (1462 amino acids)
Cellular component (GO): membrane
Molecular function (GO): ATP hydrolysis activity; ABC-type transporter activity; ATP binding
Source: RefSeq, a predicted model, not a curated record
ACUGAGCAAUCAAAAGGGUUGGUUUGAAGCAAUCCAGUGGAAGCUUUUAAAAUUCACUCACAAAUAAAUGAUUUGGGGCUAAAAAAAAUUUCCCAUCAUUUUGGCUUCCCACUCACAAGGACUAUCACUUUCACUCUAUCUAUCGGUGAAAGCUCACAGAGAUGGAGGAAGGGGUGGAUGCAGAUGAGGUGGUGCGGUCAGCGAGCAGCUUGAGGAUGAGCAUAGGAUCUCUGAGCAGAAGAAGCUGGGUGUCAGCUGGUGUUUCUGAGGUGUGGGGUGCUGGACAUGGCGGUGAUGUCUUUGACAGAAGCACAAGAGUGGAUCAUCACGACGAUGAUGAAGAAGAGCUCAAGUGGGCAGCCAUAGAGAGGCUUCCAACAUUUGAAAGGGUAAGGAAAAGCCUCGUCAAAAGGGUCUUAGAAGAGACCGGAACCUUCGAUUAUGAAGAGGUCGAUAUAUCCAACCUAGGUUUUCAGAACAAGAAGAAACUCCUCCAUGCCAUUCUGACCACCGUUGAACAAGACAACGAGAGGUUUCUCCGUCGCAUGAGGGAGAGGAUUGAUAGGGUGGGUAUAGAGAUUCCAAAAGUUGAAGUCCGAUUUGAAGAUUUGUUUGUGGAAGGAGAUGCAUUUAAUGGAAGCAGAGCACUGCCAACCUUGGUGAACUCCACCAUGAAUGUCAUGGAGAGAGUUCUUGAAUCAGUUAAUCUUCUUCCAUCAAAGAAAAAAGUUAUCAAGAUACUCCAAGGUGUUAGUGGAAUUGUCAAGCCUGCAAGAUUGACCUUGCUUUUGGGGCCCCCAAGAUCAGGAAAAACUACACUGUUGCAAGCACUUGCUGGGAAACUGGACAGGGAUUUAAGGGUUUCCGGAAGAGUCACUUACUGUGGUCAUGAGUUAUCAGAAUUUGUUCCUCAAAGAACAUGUGCUUAUAUUAGUCAGCAUAAUGUUCAUCAUGGAGAGAUGACAGUAAGAGAAACGCUGGAUUUUUCUGGACGCUGCUUGGGAGUUGGAACACGGCAUGAGCUACUACUAGAAUUGAUAAAGCGAGAAAAACAGGCCGGAUUUAAACCAGAUCCAGAGAUAGAUGCCUUCAUGAAAGCCACAGCAGUGGAAGGUCAAGAAACAAGUCUCAUUACAGAUUAUGUUCUCAAGGUUCUUGGAUUGGAAAUAUGUGCUGAUACUUUGGUGGGAGAUGAGAUGAGGAGGGGAAUAUCUGGUGGAGAGAAAAAGAGGUUAACUACUGGUGAGAUGUUGGUGGGACCUGCAAAAGUGUUCUUAAUGGAUGAGAUUUCAACUGGAUUGGAUAGUUCCACAACCUUCCAAAUAGUCAAGUUCUUGAAGCAGUUAGUGCAUGUCAUGGAUGUAACAAUGAUAAUCUCUCUUUUACAGCCUGCACCAGAAGCAUUUAACCUUUUUGAUGACAUAAUCUUGCUUUCAGAAGGUCACAUUGUCUAUCAAGGUCCACGUGAGAGUGUUCUCAGCUUUUUCGAGAGUGUGGGCUUCAAAUGCCCGGAAAGGAAAGGUGUUGCAGACUUCUUACAGGAGGUUACUUCCAGAAAGGACCAAGAGCAAUACUGGUUCGCAAGGGACAAGCCUUACCAUUAUGUCAGCGUUCCUGAGUUUGUAGCUCACUUCAACAAUUUUGGCAUUGGCCAACAACUUUCCCAAGAACUUCAGGUUCCUUAUGACCGUGCCAAAACUCACCCAGCUGCUUUGGUUAAAGAUAAAUAUGGGAUCUCAAAACUAGAACUCUUGAAGGCAUGCUUUGCAAGAGAGUGGCUACUGAUGAAGCGCAGUGCUUUUCUAUACAUAUUUAAAACUACUCAGAUUACGAUAAUGUCAUUGAUUACUAUGACAGUGUUUUUUAGGACACAGAUGAGAAGUGGUCACCUUGAGGAUGGGGGAAAAUACUAUGGUGCACUGUUCUUUAGCCUCACAAACAUAAUGUUCAAUGGAAUGGCUGAGCUUGCAAUGACUAUUUUUAGACUUCCGGUUUUCUUCAAGCAAAGAGAUUCACUGUUUUAUCCAGCAUGGGCUUUUGCACUUCCCAUAUGGAUCUUUCGAAUUCCUCUCUCUAUUGUAGAGUCCGGAUUAUGGGUUGUCCUUACUUACUACACCGUAGGGUAUGCUCCAGCUGCAAGUAGAUUUUUUGGUCAGUUCUUAGCAUUUGUCUGCGUCCAUCAAAUGGGUAUCUCACUGUUCCGAUUCAUUGCUGCUGUUGGGAGAACACAGGUUGUGGCAAACACGUUUGGUUUCUUUGUACUGCUGCUCAUUUAUGUUCUUGGUGGGUUCAUUAUUGCCAAAGAUGACCUUGAACCCUGGAUGAAAUGGGGCUAUUAUGUGUCUCCUAUGAUGUAUGGUCAGAAUGCCAUUGCUAUCAAUGAAUUCCUUGCCCCGAGAUGGAGUGCUCCCAACGUGGACAGAAGAAUUCCUGGGCGUACAGUUGGGAAAGCCCUUCUCAAGGUUAGAAGCAUGUAUACUGAAGAAUAUUGGUACUGGAUUUGUAUUGGUGCUCUUCUAGGCUUUUCUCUGCUUUUCAACAUUUGUUUCAUAAUUGCUUUGACGUUUCUGAAUCCAUAUGGAGAUUCUAAAUCUAUUUUUAUAGAGGAGCAAAUCGAGAAAAAGGGAACUGAAGAAAGGAGUUCCAUUUCAGCCGAAAAAAACAGCCGAGAGAAUUCAACUCCUGAAGAAGACACUUUAACAACCAAGAGGGGAAUGGUGUUACCCUUUAGGCCUCUAUCGAUUGCCUUUGAUCACGUGAAUUACUACAUCAAAAUGCCAACCGAAAUGGAAAAACACGGAAUUGAAGGGAGUCGACUUCAACUACUAAGAGAUGUCAGUGGUGCUUUCAGGCCUGGAGUACUAACGGCAUUAAUAGGUGUAACUGGUGCUGGAAAAACCACAUUGAUGGAUGUUCUAGCUGGAAGAAAAACUGGUGGUUAUAUUGAAGGAAGCAUCAAAAUAUCUGGUUACCCAAAAAAGCAAGCAACUUUUGCUCGGAUUAGUGGAUAUUGUGAGCAGAAUGAUAUCCACUCUCCAAAUAUCACAGUGCACGAAUCUGUUAUGUUUUCUGCUUGGUUGCGUCUUGGCAAGGAGGUCAACAGUAAAACAAGGAAGAUGUUUGUGGAAGAAGUUAUGAACCUUGUUGAGCUACAUCCAGUGAGAAAUUUUCUAGUAGGUCUUCCUGGGAUUGAUGGUUUAUCAACUGAACAAAGAAAGAGACUCACCAUUGCUGUAGAAUUAGUUGCCAAUCCUUCCAUCAUCUUUAUGGACGAGCCAACGUCUGGUCUUGAUGCUAGAGCUGCAGCAAUUGUCAUGCGCACUGUCAGAAAUACAGCGGAUACAGGUAGAACUAUCGUCUGCACAAUUCAUCAACCAAGCAUUGACUUAUUCGAAGCUUUCGAUGAGCUGCUUUUGAUGAAAAGAGGAGGACAACUCAUAUAUAAUGGUCCCUUAGGUCAACAAUCUCAGAAGCUUAUAGAGUACUUUGAGGCUAUUCCUGGAGUUCCUAAAAUUAAAGAAGGUUAUAAUCCUGCAACUUGGGCUUUGGAGAUCAGUUCACCAGCAGUUGAGAGUCAGCUCGGUGUAGACUUUGCAGAACUGUACAAGAAGUCAGAAUUGUAUCAGAGGAAUCGAGAACUUAUUAAAGAGCUAAGCACACCUUCAGAGGGAACAAAAGAGCUUGAUUUCCCUAAUAAAUACUCCCAAUCCUUCGUUACUCAAUGUAUAGCUUGCUUCUGGAAACAGAACUUGUCCUACUGGAGGAAUCCUCAGUAUAAUGCAAUCCGGCUCUUCAUGUCAAUAACUAUAGGUGUUAUUUUUGGACUCGUUUUCUGGAAAAAAGGAAAGAAAAUAGAUACGGAGCAAGAUCUAAUGAAUCUAAUGGGAGCUGUCUUUACUGCUGUUUUCUUCCUUGGAGGGUCCAACACCACUAGCGUGCAACCCAUAGUUGCAAUAGAAAGAACAGUCUUAUACCGUGAAAAGGCAGCUGGAUUGUACUCAUCUCUAACUUAUGCAAUUGGUCAGGUGGCAGUGGAAUGUAUUUAUGUUGGAAUACAGACAUUUACAUUUAGUGUUAUCCUUUUCUCAAUGAUGGGGUUCCUUUGGCAAGUUGAUAAGUUCUUGUGGUUCUACUUCUUUAUGUUCAUUUCGUUUGUCUACUUCACUCUUUAUGGCAUGAUGACUGCAGCUCUAACACCAAACCCUCAAAUUGCUGCAAUUGUUAUGGCCUUCUUUCUAGUGUUUUGGAACGUAUUCUCAGGCUUCAUUAUCCCAAAAUCGAAAAUUCCAAUAUGGUGGAGGUGGUAUUACUGGGGAUGUCCAACUGCAUGGAGUUUAUAUGGCAUAGUGACUUCUCAGGUGGGAGACAAAACUAAUAAUAUUCUGGUACCUGGAUCCAAAUCUGUGUCAGUAAAAGCAUACCUUCGAAAAGAGUUCGAUUAUGACUAUGACUUCCUUGGAAUUGUUGUUGCGGCUCUUAUUGCUUUUGUCACACUGUUUCUUUUUGUUUUUGCAUAUGGUAUCAAGGUUCUUAAUUUCCAGAAGAGAUAAGUAAGUAACACAGAUACUAUAGAUGAACAGAAUAAACACAAACAAAAAGUAAAAGAGUAAGGAAAGACAUUUGAAGGUUUUUUUAAGAAUAGAUAAGUAGCAUUAUGCUUUUCCAUACUGUCAGAAAUUUUCAAUUGUAUGCAGUUAUUGAUCAUUGUUCAAUAUCUGAACCGACAUACCCUUCCCAAGUGUACAAAUGAAAAUGACUGUUGUGUAUAUUAGCAGUGGAGCUUAUGGACUAUUUUUAUAGUGAA